Molecule: messenger RNA, 1771 nt
Organism: Helicoverpa armigera (cotton bollworm)
Lineage: Eukaryota; Metazoa; Arthropoda; Insecta; Lepidoptera; Noctuidae
Product: flavin reductase (NADPH)
Exons: 4
Coding region: 146-751 (201 amino acids)
Molecular function (GO): riboflavin reductase (NADPH) activity; biliverdin reductase [NAD(P)H] activity
Source: RefSeq, a predicted model, not a curated record
ACUGAUGUCCAUGUCAUUUCAGCUUUUUGUCAUCGCUCAUUGAUGACAUUUUAGACUUCAAUCAAUCAAUUUCAUUGAAGUUCUUGGAAGAAAGUUCAGCGACUUGAAUUAUUUUAACCUUCGUUAUCAAAAAUAUUUCUUGAAAAUGAAAAUUGUGAUCUUUGGCUCCACUGGCAUGACUGGCCUUUGCGCCGUCGAGGCCGCCAUCAAAAAAGGCAUCUCAGUCCGUGCAUUCGUCCGCGAUGCGUCGAAGAUGCCCGAAGCCUUAAAGGACAAGGUGGAGCUGUUCCCCGGGAACGUUCUAGAACCCGACAGCGUGGCUGAUGCCGUCGAUGGCACGGACGGUGUGGUCAUCGCUUUAGGAACCCGCAACUGUCUCGACGCCACCUCCGACAUGUCUGAAGGAACGAAGAACAUCAUUGAUGCGAUGAGAGCGAAGAAUGUGAAGCCGGUUUCUGCUUGUCUGUCUGCGUUCUUGUUCUAUGAGCCCGCGAAGGUGCCACCGAGGUUCGUGGACCUCAAUGAGGACCACAAAAGGAUGUAUGAAGUGUUGAAGGACAGUCCUCUGAAUUGGAUCGCUGUGUUCCCCCCUCAUAUUUCUGACGAGCCCAGCCGCGAGGUGACAGUAUUACCAAACGCGACGAGUUCCCCUGGCCGCGCAAUCUCCAAGUGGGAUCUUGGCACCUUCCUCGUAGAGUCUCUAUCUGAGCCCAAGUACUACAAAUCCGUCAUCGGCAUCGCUAAUAAGUAGAAUCACAAUAAUUUUGCUAUAGAUUUUCUAUCUCCCGAAAGCGAAACCAUACUUGAGUGUGUAAAUAUACGUACACAUUGACUUUGUAUGUCUCGGCGUCCUAACGGACUAUAAGAGUGAAGGAAUAGUGAGUGCGCCUGUGUCUGCGCAAAUGCUUGUGCACUAUAAUAUGUCCUGCGCAGUUGACUGAUCUCCUUAUAUAAGAACAGCCGCCGUAGCCGAUAAUCGGCUAGGAGGAGGACAUCAUCAUCAUCACGUCUCGGCGACUCAAUCAGUAUCUACUGAGUGCUCCCGAGCUUACACAUACAAACCCAAUGUGCUUGUUAAUUCACACACACCAGUAUAUCUAAGGCGCUUUCGGGAAAUAAAAUAUCUAUACCGAAAACUAGGAAACAGUAAUUCUACAUUACGUCCGAGAUAUCUUUGCGAGUCUGAAGUUAGCCGUUUAAUGCGCAGUAGACAAUUUUAUUCGUAUAAAUGCUACUGCGCAGAUCAUCAGCUAACUUCAGAUUUACUGACAUACGUCGGACGUACUGUAAGUGCCAUUUACAAAGUGAAUUUAUGUUACAAAUUGUUACAGUUUUUAAAGCUAUUUUUUAGCAUUUUUUGUGAACAGUGAAUAUUCCUAAUUAUUAUUAAAAUGGAUGGUCGACAAAUUCAUUGGAAGUUUUGCAAAAGCGGUGUCGAUUCAACAGUGGUUCAUGUAACAUUUUCAUGUGGUACAUUUUUUUAAGCCAAGUCUACAGAAAGACCCUAAAACAUGGCUAUGAUCAUAAUUCUUAUACCUGUUAUAAAAAUAAAAUACCAGGUAUCGAAUUGACGUGGGUAUUUUGUAAACUAGCAACUUCCCAUGGAUAUGUCUGCCAUUGAUCAGUUGCACAAAACUACAGUUUACUGGGCCCAAGGACGUUGAUAUCAAUUACGUAAAUGUAUGUUAAUAAGAACAGAUGAAGCGCAUUUUUAUUAUGUAAGUUAUAAAUGAAGCUAUUUUAUGAAAUAAAUAUAAUUCCGUUACGUUAA